Pyricularia oryzae 70-15 is the source of this 342-nucleotide messenger RNA. RefSeq lists its product as uncharacterized. The record is from RefSeq and is a predicted model, not a curated record. Bases 1 to 342 code for a protein of 113 amino acids. NCBI's taxonomy places the organism in Eukaryota, Fungi, Ascomycota, Sordariomycetes, Magnaporthales, Pyriculariaceae. The transcript has a single exon.
AUGCACCAGAGCUUAUUUAUCACUGCCGCCUUGGCUCUUGUCUACGCUAGUACCGCUUCAGCUAGGAUUUGCAAGGUGGGCAUUUACAGAGCUGCGAAAGACAAUAAUUGGAGACUUCGAGCUGCAAGGAAAAUAAGAAUUAGCAUGGACGACACGCCUAUGCAGUUUCAGUGGGACUAUAAAGAUGGCGCUUCUAAAGAGGCUACCUAUAAAGUUGAGCUUCAUUACGAGGGUUGCGAGGCAAAGGUUGUUGGGGAUCAGAAACUGCCUGCCUAUUUGACUAUCAAAGGCACAAUAUCUGAGGAUGUAUCGGUGACAGGCCAUCCUGAAUUUGACGAAUAA